AUGAGAGUAGUGGAAGGUGAUAGAAUAGGUGAAGAAGGAAAGGUCACUGCUGAUAGAGGCAGCAGUUUCAGAAGAUUUUGGAGAAGACCACCAAGGCUUCCUCCUCGAUUACCACCAAAUGAAGAAGUUAGUAAUAAUUCUUUCAUCCAUGAAUUUAAGAAGUCUAAUGCAUAUCCAAAGUGGAUAGCUAGGCAACAAAGCGUUAAGAAAGCCUUCAUCCAUGCAUGGUCAGGGUAUAAAAAAUUUGCAAUGGGCUUUGAUGAGCUUAUGCCGAUUAGCCAACAAGGAGUCGAUGGGUUAGGAGGUUUAGGUGCUACUGUUGUGGAUGCUCUUGAUACUGCCAUGAUAAUGGGCCUCAAUGAUGUUGUUUCUGAAGCAGGCUCAUGGAUUGAGGCACACUUAUUAGAUAGAAUUACUAAAAAGGGUCAAGUUAACUUGUUUGAGACAACAAUACGUGUUUUAGGCGGUCUUUUGAGUGCAUAUCAUCUUAGUGGGUUUGAACAGGGAAUGAACUCCACACACAAGAUGCCUAAACCAGAUGUUUAUCUAGAUGUGGCCAAAAACUUGGCUGAUCGUCUCCUAUCUGCUUUUACUUCCAGUCCAACUGCAAUUCCUUUUAGCGAUGUAGUUCUGCAUGAUGCAUCAGCACAUCCUGCCCCUGGUGGUCUGAGUAGUACUUCAGAAGUUUCAACAUUACAGCUUGAGUUUAAUUAUCUUAGUGUUGUUUCUGGCGAUCCAAAGUACAGUGUGGAAGCCAUGAAGGUUUUAGCUCAUUUUCAAACUCUCCCCAAGGAAGAAGGACUUGUUCCUAUCUACAUAAGCCCUCACACUGGUGAAUUUAGUAGCGAAACUAUUCGGCUGGGAUCUCGUGGUGACAGCUACUAUGAGUAUCUAAUCAAGGUGUGGCUUCAGCAAGGAGCCAAUCGAGAUAGUAACUUGACAUAUCUAUAUAACAUGUAUGAGGAGGCAAUGAAGGGGGUUAGGCACUUAUUAGUUCGGAAAUCAAUCCCAAAUGGCUUGACUUUUGUUGGGGAAUUGCCCUCUGGAUCUAAUGGUGCUUUCAGUCCAAAAAUGGACCAUUUGGUAUGCUUUUUACCUGGCACUCUUGCACUUGGGGCCACUAAAGGCAUCACGAGAAAAAAAGCUAUGGAGGACAAUCUUCUCACUUUUAAAGACCUGGAAAAUUUGAAGCUGGCAGAAGAUUUGGCUGAAACAUGCUUUGAGAUAUAUGCAGUAACUUCUACAGGUCUUGCUCCAGAAAUUGCUUACUUUCAUACAGAGGAAUAUUUUGAAGGCGGUCUUGAUGGUGGCAAUAAGAGUUCCAGAUAUAUAAAUGACAUAAUAAUCAAACAUGCUGACCGUCAUAACCUUCUGCGUCCUGAAACUGUUGAAUCACUGUUUGUUUUGUAUCGGAUAACAGAAGAUCCAAAGUACCGAGAAUGGGGUUGGCAAAUCUUUGAAGCAUUUGAGACUCACUCAAAGGUUCACCCUGGUGGAUAUACUUCGUUGGAUGAUGUCACCACUGUCCCUCCCCGCACGAGAGAUAAGAUGGAGACCUUUUUUCUGGGUGAAACUUUGAAGUAUUUGUACUUGCUGUUGAGAUACCUCUGUGAUACCAUU
This is a messenger RNA of Carica papaya (papaya), 1620 nucleotides long. The record is from RefSeq and is a predicted model, not a curated record. NCBI's taxonomy places the organism in Eukaryota, Viridiplantae, Streptophyta, Magnoliopsida, Brassicales, Caricaceae.